This is a messenger RNA of Trichobilharzia regenti, 417 nucleotides long. NCBI's taxonomy places the organism in Eukaryota, Metazoa, Platyhelminthes, Trematoda, Strigeidida, Schistosomatidae. The record is from the annotation of a GenBank genome assembly.
AUGCUCGGGAGCCGUAAAGAGAAAUUCGCAUCCAUAUUUAACAGAGUUAAGGGAAUGAUAGAGAAGGGUGCAUUAGCCCAUGAAGAUCGUCCUUUAUGGUACGAUGUGUAUAAAGCAUUCCCUCCACGGGUUGACCCAACAUAUGAUCGACAGUGUCCCACAAAUGCCGUCCGAAAUAUUUUGUAUCCAGAGGACCGUGAAAGAGCGAUUUAUAAUACAGGACAGUACAAAUCGGAGACUUUGAACAUGUUCAGGCUCUCAGAUAACCGAUCAACUCUUUACAAGAUUUUGAUGAAGUGCAAGAGUUUGAGGGAACUGCAUCCGAACGCAUCUGGAGAAGAACUAAUGUCUUUAGCCGAAGAAGAAUUAAGAAAAGAGGGAGUGAUGAUCAAACGCAAACCUGAUAAUACAGUUUGA